This is a messenger RNA of Penicillium pulvis, 1983 nucleotides long. RefSeq lists its product as uncharacterized. The transcript has 7 exons. The coding region runs from base 1 to 1983 and encodes 660 amino acids. The record is from RefSeq and is a predicted model, not a curated record. Lineage: Eukaryota; Fungi; Ascomycota; Eurotiomycetes; Eurotiales; Aspergillaceae.
AUGGGUUUUGCCUCUAAGAUUGCCGCGGCCCAGAACAAUCAGACCCAGAACCCUCAAGGUCAAGGUCAAAAUAUGUCUAACAAUCAAGGUACCUACGGUGGUGCACCGCCAGCUGGAUACACUGGAGGGCCGCCUGCAGCGCUGCGGCCUGGUGGAUACCCGCAACAACAGCAACCCCAACAACCGCAGUAUCAGGCUUAUGCAGGAUCCCCACCCCCAAAUCAGGGAUCGCUCAACCAAAUCAGCCCUACCAUGCCCCUUCCCCGGCUGCGACACCCUAUUCCAGGCCACCUCCGCAGCAACCUUCACCCUACCCCGCAUCCCCUCAGCAGGGCGGCUAUGCACGUCCUCCCCCGCCGCCGCCUACAGGCCAACCUUACGGAUCUUCGGGAUCGCCGUACCCUGGACAGCAACCCCAAUACCCGGGACAGCAAUCACAGCAGCCAGCGCAGCAGGCUCCCCAUUUACGCGACCAACAACAGCCCUCUUAUCCUGGACAGCAACCUCCUUACUCUGGACAACAGCAAGCCUAUCCUGGACAACAGCAAGCCUAUCCUGGACAACAGCAAGCCUAUCCCGGACAACAGCCACCUUAUCCUGGACAGCAACAGCCCUAUCCUGGACAACAGCCUGCCUAUGUACAUAUCAGCCCCCAUGUAUCUCGCGCUACGUUGUGCUUUCAACCAAGGAUCUUACCCACCCCAGGGAGCUCCGUACCCUGGUGGCCAGGGUCGCCCUGGGCCUUCAUCUGGCCCACCUGGACAGUAUGGCGCGCCCGGUGGUGGCCCCCCUCAGCAGGCUGCCCCGCCUACCCAACAACAGGUCGCAGCUUAUCGUCAGCUGUUGAUCGCCACUAUUCAGGAGAAGAAUAUCCAAAGCUUCUACCCACCCGAACGUUUGGACCGUCUAGUGCAAUCACUGGCCAGUAAUGCGCCGGCCAAGCUGCAGAAUUUGAUCCACGAAUGGAAUGUGCCUAUGGAGGUGGCUACGGACGUGAUGAAGCUGGCGCUGUUCGACGUCAUUCUGUAUGUGGACGACAGUGGAUCUAUCGAGUUUGAAGAAAAAGGACUGCGGAAAGAUCAGCUGCGACAGAUUCUCGGAAUUGUGGCUACUGCGGCCGCCACCUUUGACGAGGAUGGUAUCUCGGUGCGUUUCAUGAACUCCUCGGAACAAGGGGACGGAAUCCGUAGUGCAAACGACGUCAAUGCGCUGGUCUCUCGUGUUCGAUUCUCGGGAUUGACGCCUCUUGGUACCAGCUUAAAGAGCAAGGUCAUUGAUCCCAUGAUUGUCGGCCCUGCCCGCGCCGGUCGUCUUGAAAAACCAGUGCUAGUCAUUACCAUCACUGAUGGCCAGCCUGCCGGUGAGCCCCACAGCAGUGUAAACGACGCCAUCCGCCAUGCUGUUGACGAGACUUCACGGACCCGUUACGGUCGUGGUGCGGUUUCUUUCCAGUUUUCACAGGUGGGCAACGACCAGCGGGCGCGAGAAUUCCUGGGCGAUUUGGACGAGGAUCCUCAGAUCGGCAGCCUGAUUGAUUGCACGUCGAACUUCGAGGUUGAGCAGGACGAGAUGUCGCGUGCCAACCCUCCGGUGCAUCUUACUCGGGAGCUUUGGUGCGCGAAGCUGAUGCUUGGUGCGAUCGACUCUUCUUAUGACACCAAGGAUGAGAAAGCUUCUGGGCGUGCUGGCGGAGGUCCGCCUCCUCAGGCUUCUUAUGGUGGAUACAACCAGCAGCCAUCUGGUGGUCAACCUGGGUAUGGAGCCCCACCACCUGGAUACCAGUCUGGGCCUCCUCAGAACUUCCACAACCCCCAGCCCGGAUACGGCCAGGCCCCUCCCCAGCAGCAGCAGCAGCAGCAGCAGCAGCAACAGCCUCCUUAUUCUGGCGCCAAUCGUGGAUCCCCCUAUGGCCAGCCCCAGCCCUAUGGAUAUCCAUCCGCUGGAGGGGCCGGAGGUUAUCCGCCACCACCGCGUCGCUACUAG